CUUUUUUGUGUCUACUGUCCUCUAUGCGUGUGAAGUAAAUCAGAAGCUGCAGGAUCCACCAUUCCUAAGCCUUGUUUGUUCAUUCUUUCUUAUCCUAAUAGGAAAAUCACUUUAGCUUUUGUUUUCUACCCUCUUACAAGCAAGGUACAUGUUCAAUAACCCUUUAUUCCACUUCCUCUUAUUAUAUAAACUCAACAAUUGAACCACUUAUACUCAAACCAAACAAUAUUUUCCCUGUUGUGUUCUGUUUUUUCCUCUUCAGUAACAUGGCUAGUACUAAUCCUCGCCAGUUACAAGCUAACAAAAUGCAGUUAAAGAAGGAGAGACGCAUGUUCUCUACUUCUGAUGAUAGUGCCAUGAUGAAACAAGUUCAGUCCACUCAUGCACCUGAUGGUCGUGAAAUUGAUGUCAAACCCCUUAUUCAAAUUGUUGAUGAAAUCUUGAUUCAAAUCAUUGCACGAAGUGUUGAGGGUCAUCAACAUGAUCAUGUUAAACAUGAGCAAGAGAAAUUGGAAACUGCUGCUGCUUUGGCUGAAUUUGAUAUGCUUGAUGCAUUGGCUUUUAUCAUUAACAAAAUUUCGUGUGAGCUAUCAUGCAAAUGCUCAGGAGGUGGAGAUGCACAUGCAUCAACAAUGGUGUUACUAAAUUACCUAUCUAGCUAUUCAUGGCAUGCAAAAGUUGUGUUAACCUUAGCAGCAUUUGCUGUUAUUUUUGGAGAAUUUUGGCUUGUUGCUCAAUCAAGUGUUUCAAACACACUUGCCAAAUCUGUGGCUCUCCUUAAGCAACUACCUGACAUAGUAGAGAAUUCCGUUUCAUUGAGACCACAAUUUGAUGCACUCAAUAAGCUUGUGAAGGCUGCACUUGAUGUUACUAUGUGCAUUGUUGAAUUCAAAGAGUUACCAUCUGAAUAUAUUUCAGAAGAUGUUCCUCCUAUGUCUGUUGCAAGUGCUCAUAUUCCUAUUGCUACCUAUUGGGUCAUUAGAAGUAUUGUGGCUUGUGCUUCACAAAUUGCAAGUCUGAUAGGCAUGAGAAAUGAGGCCAUUUCAUCAGCCUCAGAAGCAUGGGAAUUAUCUAGUCUGGCUCACAAAGUUACUAGUAUAUAUGAGCACCUCAAGAACCAACUUGCUAUUUGCUAUCAAUAUAUAGAUGAAAAGAGGCAUAUUGAGGCAUUUCACAAUCUGAUACGUCUUUUCGAGACGAUUCAUGUAGACAACAUGAAAAUUCUGAGAGCAUUGAUUUAUGCAAAGGAUGAUAUUCCCCCACUUAUAGAUGGAACUACAAAGUUAAGGGUUAGUCUUGAGGUACUAAGGAGGAAACAUGUGUUACUUCUGAUAUCAGAUCUUGAUAUUUCACUAGAAGAGAUUAUGAUACUUGAUAAUUUGUACAAAGAUGCAAGAUCUAGGGGUGAGACACACUAUGAGAUGGUAUGGAUUCCAGUUGUGGACAAAGCAACAUGGAAUGAAGUGAAUAAGCAAAAGUUUGAGUAUCUUCAAUCAUCAAUGCCGUGGCACAGUGUUCGCGACCCUUUCAUUAUUGAGCCAUCAGUGAUUAAGUAUAUAAAAGAAGUGUGGAAUUACACAAAGAGAGCUAUUCUAGUUGCUCUUGAUCCACAAGGCAGAUUGUCCUCCCAAAAUGCUCUUCACAUGAUAUGGAUUUGGGGAAAUUUGGCCUUCCCUUUCACAAGUGAAAAAGAAGAAUCAUUGUGGAAGCAAGAGAUUUGGAGCCUCGAGCUUCUUGUCGAUGGCAUUGAUCCCGCACUUUUGGACUGGAUGACAGAAGGAAAAAUCAUAUGUCUAUAUGGAGGCGAAGAUCUAGAGUGGAUAGAAACAUUCACAAAAACAGCAAUGAACGUAGCAAGAACAAGCAACUUCGAUUUAGAGAUGGUAUACGUAGGAAAAAGCAAUGCAAAAGAAAGAAUGCAGAGGAUGAUAACCACCUUCAACAAUAAAAAAUUCAGUUACUUUUUUCCAAACGUGACAUCCAUUUGGUUCUUUUGGGCAAGACUUGAGAGCAUGUUGUACUCAAAAUUACAACAUGGAAAGACAGUCGAAAACGACAAGAUCAUGAGUGAAGUUAUGACAGUACUAAGCUUCGAUGGUAGUGAUCGAGGUUGGGCAAUAUUCUGUAGAGGACCAUCUGAAAUGGCUAGAGCUAAAGGUGAUACUGCUUUAACAAGUUUGAGAGAUUUUGAUAAAUGGAAACAUAAGAUUGAACAAGAUGGUUGGGUUCCGGCAUUGAAUGAUUAUAUUAAGGAAAUUCAGCAACCACAUCAUUGUAACAGGCUUAUUCUUCCUGGGAGUACCGGUGGAAUACCACAGAAAGUUGUUUGUGCUGAAUGUGGGCGCCAAAUGGAAAAAUAUUUCAUGUAUCGUUGCUGCGUCGAGUGAGACAAGCGUACUUUCAAAUUUGGAUUCUUUGCAGUCACAAAUUGCACACAUUCAUAUAGUCAGCACAUCUUUAGAUCAAAACCGGGUGGCCAAAAUCUGUAGUAUAAAAUCUUAAAUGUCUGAUCACAAUCUAAUGAUCACCGAUGUGCUGACAACAUGAAUGUGUGCAACGAGUGACUACAAAGAUCCAAAUUUGUGUCGUGUUGCAUACUAUCAUUAUUUGCUUCAUAAUUUAGUUAUGAAUAAUGUUGGUUGAGAAUUAAUUAUGUUUUAUUAUAGAGUCAUAUUAAGCUCCAUCUUUGUGAGUUAUAUGUAGUUUGCUAUUUAUGUAAGGUGGGGAUAUAUUGUCUACUAGCUCGCAAAUUAUAAAGUGUGGUGUAGAACUUUUGAUAUUACAAUAAAUAAUAUAAUGGGCUGUUUGUUGUAA
This is a messenger RNA of Trifolium pratense (red clover), 2814 nucleotides long. Its product is annotated as protein SIEVE ELEMENT OCCLUSION B-like. The record is from RefSeq and is a predicted model, not a curated record. NCBI's taxonomy places the organism in Eukaryota, Viridiplantae, Streptophyta, Magnoliopsida, Fabales, Fabaceae. Bases 267 to 2387 code for a protein of 706 amino acids. The transcript has 7 exons. Gene Ontology annotation, biological process: phloem development.